ACAUACCGAGAUCUUUCGCGAUUGACGGGCCUAAUUCCUGAUUGCUACUCCAUGCGAGUAGAGCAGCACACGCGCGCAUGGAUCGUAAGGUCCCACGUUGGCCACCUCCGCCACAGCAAGUAGUAUAAGAAGACGAAGACCUCCGUCCCGACGAGUCCCUUGAAUUCCUUCUCACCGUACUCGCUCAUUACUAUCCUAGGGUUGUAUCCGGGUCGAAUCAAAAUGAAGGUCACUACUACCAGUGUCGCGGCAUUGGCCGCCGGUGCUAUGGCUGCGCCCUCGAGCACUACGCCCCGAUCGGCCAACAAGGCUGCUGCUGCUUGCUCGUCUGCAGUUACGCUCGACGCCAGCACCAACGUGUUCUCGAAGUACAAGCUACACGCCAACACCUUCUACCGCCAGGAGGUUGAGAAGGCUGUUGCUGCCAUCACCGAUGCGUCCUUGAAGAGCCAGGCUGAGAAGGUCGCUGACGUCGGUAGCUUCUUGUGGCUCGACAACAUCGCCAACAUUGCCAAGUUCGACCCUGCUGUCGCUGACCUCCCUUGCGAGGAAAUCCUUGGUCUCGUAAUCUACGAUCUGCCCGGUCGUGACUGCGCCGCCAAGGCCUCCAACGGUGAACUCAAGUACAACGAGCUUGACAAGUACAAGACCGAGUACAUCGACCCCAUCGUUGCCAAGAUCAAGGCCAACGCCAACUCGGCUUUCGUUCUGUUGAUCGAACCCGACUCUCUGCCCAACUUGGUCACCAACGCCGACAAGACUACCUGCUCCGAGAGCAAGACCUCCUACGAAGAGGGUGUCGCUUAUGCCCUCAAGAGCCUCAACCUUCCCAACGUCGUCAUGUACGUCGACGCUGGUCACGGUGGCUGGCUCGGUUGGGAUGACAACCUUAAGCCCGGUGCUGAGGAGCUUGCCAAGGUUUACAAGAGCGCUGGCAGCCCCAAGCAGGUUCGUGGUUACGCCACCAACAUCGCCGGAUGGAACGCCUGGGACCAGGACCCAGGUGAGUUCUCUGACGCGUCCGACGCCAAGUACAACUCGUGCCAGAACGAGAAGAUCUACGUCACCAAGUUCUCUGCCGCCCUUAAGACUGCUGGCUUCCCCGAGCACGCCAUCGUCGACACUGGCCGCAACGCCGUCACUGGCCUCCGUGAGGAGUGGGGUGACUGGUGCAACGUCAACGGCGCCGGAUUCGGUGUCCGCCCCACCUCUGAGACGGGUUCUGAACUGGCCGAUGCCUUCGUCUGGGGUAAGCCCGGUGGUGAGUCUGACGGUACCAGCGACGAGAGCGCCACCCGCUACGACUCGUUCUGCGGUAAGCCCGAUGCCUACAAGCCCUCUCCCGAGGCCGGUGACUGGAACCAGGCCUACUUCGAGAUGCUUCUCAAGAACGCCAAGCCCCAGUUCUAAGCGGCGACAACUGGCAAGGACAAUGAUGGCGUUUGUGAGUCCGAUUUGGUGAGGUGUAACUGGCGCAUGGCGUGAAUCGAGGCUUUUUUAGGCUAAGUGACGCGGAUUGUGUGGGAAAAUCAGAAUGACCUAGCUGUUCGGACCGCAGACGCUCUUUUUUUUCCUUCAAUCAAAAACCUUGUACUGAAGAUUCAAUUGUAUAUAGCUUUGUGCAGUACAUACGCAAGAAUUUUUUUUCUCUCUCCACUGACCGCUUGUUUCGAUAUUAUGUGUGUUAAUUUGUGAUGGAAAUCUGAUGAUGUAGAAGAAUAGAAUUGAAUGGUCCGACUUUAGCAGCUUCUAUUCAGGGUUUAGUGGGCCUAGUUAUGGCGCGGUUGCACCCGUAUUAGGGACAUGACAGCUCUGAAGGCCCCGCUUCUAGGGGCGGCAGCGACGGCUCAGGACGCUAGCGUCAGGGAAUUAUCACCAC
Molecule: messenger RNA, 1879 nt
Organism: Hypoxylon trugodes
Lineage: Eukaryota; Fungi; Ascomycota; Sordariomycetes; Xylariales; Hypoxylaceae
Product: glycoside hydrolase family 6 protein
Exons: 4
Coding region: 223-1410 (395 amino acids)
Biological process (GO): cellulose catabolic process
Molecular function (GO): hydrolase activity, hydrolyzing O-glycosyl compounds
Source: RefSeq, a predicted model, not a curated record